UAAGUUGCCAUGUGUCACACAAAGACAAAACAAAAACAACAUUCAGCUCGUAUGUACGGACAUGACUCCUGUCGUCUAGAUCUCUGCUUGCCUUGUUACCAUAAUGGACUUUGGGAAUGAUUGGAUUGUGUAUGUCUUACUGUGUAUCCUUGUGUGUUUCAGCUCACCUUGCAAAGAUUAAGAAGAACGAGUAAAGAAUCCGUCAUCACCGAAUGCCAUUUUUAUUUUGUUCGUGCCGCUUGUUCUGUGCAGGCCGACAUGGGAAGAAAGCUGCGACACUUGUUGAUUUUACUUCUUAUCAUCCUGGAGAAGCCCAACAUGCCAGAAUGUAGCAACAUCUGUGAACCAUCAUCACGCGGCAGAUGUCCCAAUCUUGGCCUCACCAACAUCCCUCAGAACCUCCACCAUCUACCCGUGAAUUAAGGUUAGAAAAUAACCAGAUAUCCAAUAUACAAUCUAUGACAUUCUCAAAUUUCCCGAGGCUCAGGUUUGUGUACCUUGGCGCCAACAAUAUAACCAGCAUCCAGGCUAAUGCAUUCACAAACUUAAAGCAGCUACGAACAUUGUGGCUGAACUCCAACAACAUAAACACCAUUCAGGUUGGUACAUUCUCAAAUCUGCCAAAGCUUGCCUGGUUGAAUCUUGACUCUAAUCAAAUAUCCAGCAUUCCGGUUGGUGUAUUCUCAGAUCUACCCCAGAUCUGUUUCUUGCAUCUUGCCUACAACCAAAUAACCAGCAUUCAGGUUGGUUUAUUCUCAAAUCUACCCCAGCUUCGUUGGUUGAACCUUGGCUCGAACCAAAUAAGCAGCAUUCAUACUGGCACAUUUUCAAAUCUACCCCGCCUCGAUACGUUGAACCUGACCUCCAACCAAAUAACCAGCAUUCAGGUUGGUUUAUUCUCAAAUCUACCCAAGCUUCGUUUGUUGAACCUUGGCUCGAACCAAAUAAGCAGCAUUGAUACUGGCACAUUCUCAAAUCUUCCCCGCCUCCAAACGUUGAACCUUACCUCCAACCAAAUAUCCAACAUUCAGGUUGGCACAUUCUCAAAUCUACAAAAGCUUUUAAUACUGUCCCUCAGCUCCAAUCAAAUAACCAGCAUCCAGGUUGGUGUAUUCUCAAAUCUACCCCGGGUCCGUUUGUUGAACCUUGCCUCCAAUCAAAUAACUAGCAUUCGGACUGGCACAUUCUCAAAUCUACCCCAUCUUUUAAAAUUGUACCUUAACUCCAAUCAAAUAACCAGCAUCCAGGUUGGUGUAUUCUCAAAUCUACCCCGGGUCCGUUUGUUGAACCUUGCCUCCAAUCAAAUAACUAGCAUUCAGACUGGCACUUUCUCAAAUCUACCCCAGCUCCAGGAUUUGUACCUGCAGUCAAAUCAGCUAUCUGUCCUUCCCCUAUCAGCCAAUGACACAUUGGCAUCAAUUCCUGGGUUACGUAUUGACAACAACCCCUGGCAGUGUGACUGUAAGAUGGCUCCCUUUUGGCAAAACCUGAUUGAAGUCCCUGCAGUCCACAGCCAAAUGACGUGUGCCCAACCUGCCAAUCUUUCAGGACAAAAACUUAAAGAUAUCAGUCUAAAAAACCUGUCCUGUAAUGAAUCAACCAAAUCAACAUCCCUUGUUGAAGCCCGAAACUCAUCUGCAGUGUCACCAUUUUCAUAUGGAAUAACAGAAAACAAAGUAAGGCCAACAGCACGCCCUGUAGGCUGCACAUUUGCCACACCCCCCACCGAUCCCAAAUUAAAAAGUGCUAACAACUGUUACCAUGGCACCACCAGCUACUGGUACUUUAAACGCCAUGUUGAUUCGACAGUUGGCACCGAAUUGCUAAAUUCAACCGUUGCUGUCACCUGUGCUUCCCACGAAUCUGGUCCGAGUUUCCCCCAAGUACCGGUUAUCACUUUAGCUGUUGUUGGUCCAGUGGUAUGUCUCGCUAUCGCUGUCAUUUUCACAAUCGUGUGCAAAAGUAGGGUGAGGAAUUCUGAUUCAGGUUCCAAUUCCCAACCUCCUUCGCACAACACACACACCACAGCUGCUGAAAACCGGGACAGCAAUGUGGACAACACACACACCACAGCUGCUGUAGUAACUAGUAGUCCUGACCACCAGUACGAAGAUAUAGACCAACAUGAUCAGAUAGGGCAAGGGGCGAAUAAACCACCAAAGGCCCCAACGUCACCGGCCACAGAAAUAAACUGUGGUCAUGAUCAGACAGGACAGGGCCAGUCCCAGGCUCUCACUAAAUCAUCCACAGAAACUACAGCUGUUGUGGUACCUCGUGGUCCUGAUCACGAGUAUGAAGAUGUACACCAGUAUCACUAA
This is a messenger RNA of Branchiostoma belcheri (Belcher's lancelet), 2318 nucleotides long. RefSeq names its product carboxypeptidase N subunit 2-like. The transcript has 2 exons. The record is from RefSeq and is a predicted model, not a curated record. Gene Ontology annotation, molecular function: protein binding. The coding region runs from base 363 to 2318 and encodes 651 amino acids. Lineage: Eukaryota; Metazoa; Chordata; Leptocardii; Amphioxiformes; Branchiostomatidae.